Molecule: messenger RNA, 1392 nt
Organism: Scleropages formosus (Asian bonytongue)
Lineage: Eukaryota; Metazoa; Chordata; Actinopteri; Osteoglossiformes; Osteoglossidae
Product: speriolin-like protein
Exons: 4
Coding region: 163-1098 (311 amino acids)
Cellular component (GO): centrosome
Source: RefSeq, a predicted model, not a curated record
ACCACUUCCGGUCCCAUUUUGAGCUCAAAAAUUUGUGGCGGUAUUGAGAAAAAAAUGGUUAAAUAAUCUGGUAUUCUUUAGAGAGGAAUGGCUCAUUAGGCGGGCUGAGGGACACGACGAUCUUCAGCAGAUCUGCAAGCUUGAAGCAGAGAAAGACGCUCGAUGUCUUGGGCUGAAGGGCAGGACAUCGCGGAGGACAUGGGCCAGAGCUACGAGCUGCUGCGCUGGCAGAACACGAUGCUGAGACAGGCGAACGCGGACCUGCGCCUCCUGCUGGACGUGGCGAAGGAGAACCUGUCUCUGCGCAGCCGCUUUCUGGGCUCCGACGGCAAGACUGAGCUCUCAGGAAAUAAAACUGUUAAUGCAACUGAAACCCUGGAUGAAGUCAAAUUCACAGAUAACUUGACUCGUACACCACACAGAACGUCAUCUCCCCUGAUCCUGAAGUCCAUGACUAAGGAAGCUGUGGACAGAAGCACACUUCACCAGGAGGAGGGUGCCUAUCAUUCUCAUCAGUCCCAUAAUGCUAAACGCCUGGAAUCGUCUGCCCAGAGGAGCCUGCACAAAAGCACCCUUCAGCAUGAGGACUUGCUUAGUCAGUCUACCAUGUAUCAUGAUUUAAAAGACUUGACCUCUAAUGAACCAGAGCGAUUAUUGGGGGAGAUCGCAUUUCAGCUGGACCGCAGAAUUUUGGCAUAUGUAUUUCAGGGGCAAUCCAGACUAUAUGGGUUCACGACACUCAACAUUCCUGAUAAAAUUGUUCAGGUGUCCAAGCAUCCGUUGACGGGGAAGGUGGACGAGGCGUACCGCUGCGCGCUGACAAAGCGUUACCUCGAACUGAUGGAAGAUCUUCAGUUUCUAGGCUACAGUCAAACUCAUCACCCCUCAGUCACAGAGAUCAUCAUAAAUACCUUUGGUGUCCUCAGGCACAGACCUGACAGCCACAGUGCACAGGAGUUGGGCUACACCAACACAGACUUUUUGCGCAAAAUGAUUAUCAGAAUAGCACCUCCAAAGAUGUUCAAGGACCUACUAACCCUCUUCAGCUGCCUGUGCUUCAUGGCCCGAAAGGACAACAAGCCCCUCUUCCUGUGGUAGUCAGUCAAAGUCUCAGAGACAUGCUCUGAUUUCUCAGUGACACGCACCAAAAAAAUGUUUCAGAACGCAGUGCUUCAGAUGAACAUGUUUUCCAUCUACUUAUAAAACAUUGCUCUUUUUGCACUGCUUAUAGUGUUUUGUGCCACAUUAUUUUCCACUGAGUUUCUAAUUGAUUUGUAUACCUUCCGUAGGUGCAUUUAUGGUUGGGAACUUCAGUCUGUUCUUUCAGAAACAAAUGACCCAACAAAUUAUUACUUUAGAGGUCAUAUUUGCUCAAGGAGGGAUGGGAACAGA